AUGCUUGCCUCCCAGCACCAGAUCCGACAGCUGAGGUUGGUGAUACCUGGAGGCCUUAUCACCUAUUUUAUCGGAACAGCAGACUUGGGGCAGGCGCGUGAACCUCUUUGUGGGGAAUAUUGUUCGAAUGCUAACAGUAAAAGUCUUUGUAGGACGGCGGCUUUGAGUAGCCUCUUCCUGGGUGUUACGACUAUCGUACUAUUUUUUUAUGUCAUGUUGACUCCCUGGAGGAAGGGAGAAGAGCCAAACUUUCGCUUGUGGAGAAAAUCCGGUCUUCUGUCAACCGUAAUACCUUUGUUGACAUUCUCAAUUGUUGGAGGCUGGUUACUCUUAGUGGUGACCCUGGGACACUGGUCAGGUCUAGGAUACCCGAAAGCUAUUGUUGCUGCUUCCGGCCUUUAUAUGCUGACUUUUGGAAUUCUUGGACUGAUACCCGCGCCAAAGGUCCCGAGAAAAUGA
Messenger RNA from Guyanagaster necrorhizus, 459 nucleotides. RefSeq lists its product as uncharacterized. The record is from RefSeq and is a predicted model, not a curated record. The transcript has 5 exons. NCBI's taxonomy places the organism in Eukaryota, Fungi, Basidiomycota, Agaricomycetes, Agaricales, Physalacriaceae. The coding region runs from base 1 to 459 and encodes 152 amino acids.